CCCAGCCUCUGCUGUCUCUUGCAGUGUCCCCACCCCCGGCUCCCUCCCCAAGCCGCCCACCAGCCCCCUUCCCUCUGGCCGGAGCUUGAGCCGAGCCCGGCCGGCUUUUGCCGCGCCGAGCCGCCGGCGCCGCCGGGAAGAUGGCCGUGGCGCUGCGGUACUUGUGGCCUCUCCUCCUGUGCAGCCCCUGCCUGCUCAUCCAGAUCCCCGAGGAAUCGAUGGAGCCCCCUGUCAUCACGGAACAGUCUCCACGGCGCGUGGUCGUGUUCCCCACAGAUGAUAUCAGCCUCAAGUGUGAGGCCAGCGGCAAACCCCAAGUGCAGUUCCGCUGGACUCGGGACGGCGUCCUCUUCAAACCCAAGGAGGAGCCGGGUGUGACCGUGAACCAGGCCCCCCACUCUGGCUCCUUCACCAUCACGGGCAACAACAGCAACUUCGCCCAGAGUUUUCAGGGCACCUAUCGCUGCUUUGCCAGCAACAAGCUGGGCACCGCCAUGUCCCACGAGAUCCAGCUCAUGGCCGAGGGUACCCCCAAAUGGCCAAAGGAGACAGUGAGGCCCGUCGAGGCGGAGGAAGGGGAGUCGGUGAUUCUGCCUUGCCACCCGCCCCCCAGCGCGGAGCCGCUCCGCAUCUAUUGGAUGAACAGCAAGAUCUUGCACAUCAAGCAGGACGAGCGGGUGACCAUGGGGCAGAACGGCAACCUCUACUUCGCCAAUGUGCUUACCUCGGACAACCACUCAGACUACAUCUGCCAUGCCCACUUCCCUGGCACCCGGACCAUCAUUCAAAAGGAACCCAUUGACCUCCGGGUCAAGGCCACCAACAGCAUGAUGGACAGGAAGCCGCGCCUGCUCUUCCCCACCGACGCCAGCACCCACCUGGUGGCCCUGCAGGGGCAGCCGCUGGCCCUGGAGUGCAUCGCCGAGGGCUUCCCCACGCCCACCAUCAAAUGGCUACGCCCGAGCGGCCCCAUGCCGGCUGACCGAGUCACCUACCAGAACCACAACAAGACCCUGCAGCUGCUGAACGUGGGGGAGGAGGACGACGGCGAGUAUCGCUGCCUGGCUGAGAACUCCCUGGGCAGUGACCAGCAUGCCUACUACGUCACCGUGGAGGCUGCCCCGUACUGGCUACACAAGCCCCAGAGCCAUCUGUACGGGCCGGGAGAGACUGCCCGCCUGGACUGCCAAGUGCAGGGCAGGCCCCAACCAGAGGUCACCUGGAGAAUCAAUGGGAUCCCUGUGGAGGAACUGGCCAAGGACCAGAAGUACCGGAUCCACCAUGGAGCCCUGAUCCUGAGCAACGUGCAGCCCAGCGACACGAUGGUGACCCAGUGUGAGGCCCGAAACCGGCACGGGCUCCUGCUGGCCAACGCCUACAUUUACGUGGUCGAGCUGCCGGCCAAGAUCCUGACCCCAGACAACGAGACGUACAUGGCGGUCCAGGGCAGCACCGCCUACCUUCUGUGUAAGGCCUUUGGAGCCCCUGUGCCCAGCGUGCAGUGGCUGGACAGGGAAGGAAAGACAGUGCUGCAGGACGAGCGCUUCUUCCCCUACACCAACGGGACCCUGGGCAUCCGAGACCUCCAGGCCAAUGACACCGGCCACUACUUCUGCCAGGCUGCCAAUGACCAAAACAACGUGACCAUUGUGGCUAACCUGCAGGUCAAAGAUGCCACUCAGAUCACACAGGGGCCCCGCAGCGCGAUCGAGAAGAAAGGCUCGCGAGUGACGUUCACGUGCCAGGCCUCCUUUGACCCCUCCUUGCAGCACAGCAUCACCUGGCGCGGGGAUGGUCGCGACCUCCAGGAGCUUGGGGACAGUGACAAGUACUUCAUAGAGGACGGGCGCCUGGUCAUCCACAGCCUGGACUACAGCGACCAGGGCAACUACAGCUGCGUGGCCAGCACCAAGCUGGACGCGGUGGAGAGCAGGGCAGGGCUCCUGGUGGUGGGGAGCCCCGGCCCCGUGCCUCAGCUGGAGCUGUCUGACCGCCACCUGCUGAAGCAGAGCGAGGUGCGCCUGUCCUGGAGCCCCGCUGACGACCACAACGCCCCCAUUGAGAAGUAUGACAUUGAGUUCGAGGACAAGGAGAUGGCGCCUGACAAGUGGCACAGUCUGGGCAAGGUGCCCGGGAACCAGACCUCCACCACCCUCAAGCUGUCGCCUUAUGUCCACUACACCUUUAGAGUUACUGCCAUCAACAAAUACGGCCCUGGGGAGCCCAGCCCAGCCUCGGAGACUGUGCUCACUCCAGAAGCAGCCCCGGAGAAGAACCCCGUGGACGUGAAGGGGGAAGGAAACGAGACCAACAACAUGGUCAUCACUUGGAAGCCACUCCGGUGGAUGGACUGGAAUGCCCCCCAGGUUCAGUAUCGCGUGCAGUGGCGCCCUCAGAAGACACAGGGGGCCUGGCAGGAACAGAUCGUGAGCGACCCCUUCCUGGUGGUGUCCAACACUUCCACCUUUGUGCCCUAUGAGAUCAAGGUCCAGGCCGUCAACAGCCAGGGCAAGGGCCCGGAGCCCCAGAUCACCAUCGGCUACUCUGGGGAGGAUUACCCCCAGGCAAGCCCUGAGCUGGAAGGCAUCAAGAUCCUCAAUUCGAGCACGGUGCUGGUCAGAUGGUGGCCUGUGGACCCAGCCCAGGUCAAGGGCCACCUCCGGGGAUACAAUGUGACGUACUGGUGGGAGGGCAGUCAGAGGAGGCACAGCAAGAGGCACGUCCACAGAGGCCACGUGCUGGUGCCUGCCAACAGCACCAGCGCCAUCCUGGGCGGCCUGCGGCCCUACAGCUCCUACCAUCUGGAGGUGCAGGCCUUUAACGGCCGGGGACUGGGGCCCGCCAGCGAGAUGACCUUCAGCACCCCCGAGGGAGUUCCUGGACACCCCGAGGCGUUGCACCUGGAGUGCCAGUCGGACACCAGCCUGCUGCUGCACUGGCAGCCCCCGCUCAGCCACAAUGGCGUGCUCACGGGCUACGUGCUCUCCUACCAACCUCUGGAUGAUGGGGGCAAAGAGCAGUUGUCCUUCGACCUCCCGGACCCUGAGCUGCGGAUGCACAACCUGACGAACCUCAGCCCCCACCUGCGGUACCGCUUCCAGCUCCAGGCCACGACGAAGGAGGGCCCUGGAGAGGCAAUCGUGCGGGAAGGAGGCACCAUGGCCUUAUCUGGGACCCCGGAUUUUGGCAACAUCUCGGCCAUGGCUGGCGAGAAUUACAGCGUGGUCUCCUGGGUCCCCAAGGAGGGCCAGUGCAACUUCGGGUUCCAGAUCUGGUUCAAAGCCCUGGGGGAUGAGAAGCUGGGCGCUCAUCUCCCGCCGCAGUACGUCAGCUACAACCAGAGCUCCUACACGCAGUGGGACCUGCAGCCUGACACUGACUACGAGAUCCACUUGCUCAAGGAGAGGGUUCUCCUGCACCAGAUGGCCGUGAAGACCAACGGCACUGGCCGAGUGAGACUCCCUCCCGCCGGCUUUGCCACGGAGGGCUGGUUCAUCGGCUUCGUCAGCGCCAUCAUCGUCCUGCUUCUCAUCUUCCUCAUCCUUUGCUUUAUCAAGCGCAGCAAGGGUGGCAAGUACUCAGUGAAGGACAAGGAAGACACCCAGGCGGACUCGGAGGCCCGGCCCAUGAAGGACGAAGCCUUCGGCGAGUACAGUGACAACGAGGAGAAGGCCUUCGGCAGCAGCCAGCCAUCCCUCAACGGAGACAUCAAGCCCCUGGGCAGUGACGACAGCCUGGCCGACUACGGGGGCAGCGUGGACGUGCAGUUCAACGAGGACGGCUCCUUCAUCGGCCAGUACAGUGGCAAGAAGGAGAAGGAGGCGGCGGGAGGCAACGACAGCUCAGGGGCCGCCUCCCCCAUCAACCCUGCGGGGACCCUGGAGUAGCAGGGUCCAGCCAGCCCAGGGCCAGGCCGCAGCCGACUCAGAGGCCAAGCCCCACCGUCCGAGGCCUGUGCUGGGUCCCUGACCUUGGGACUGAGGCCCCUCCCUCUCUUCACCAGGCGGUGGCCCGGCCCUCUGAUCCUGAGCCCGAGGGAGGCUUAAGUCGGGGGCAGAGAAGAGGAACUCACUGCCUCUAAUCCCCUUCUGACUGCCUGGUCCCCACUCGAUUGCCAAAACCCAGCUGCACCCCUUCUUGGGCACACACUGCUUUACUCCAGCUCGGGGGCCAGUCACCCACACAUCAGGAGCCUUCAGGUGCUGCCUCGCCGGCCUUUGGGCAGAGAGAAGCUGUGGUCAGGGCAGAGGAAGCGGGGAUGCUGCCCGGUGGGGUCUCCUCAGGACCACGGCUGGCACCUGCACCCCCAGCCAUUGCUUGGCCAGCCUGGCUGGGACAGGGGACAGAACAGUGUCCCCACCAUCUGCUCCCUUUUCUUUGCCAUCUCUGCUCCAACUGGGAUGGGAGCUGGGCAGGCUGGCCAUGGGUGCAGAGGAGGCCAUCUGGAGAGCCCAGAGUCCCACCUGCCGGUGUCGCACUCGGCCCGGCCCACCCCACCCUGCGGCCGGCUUUCAGGAGUUCCAUACACACGCUGCCUUUGGUACCCGCCAGACGACAUCCAAGUGGCCUCCGUCACUGCCCAGGUGCGGGGCAGGCACACCUCCUCCCCCCUGACCCUGGCCUCUCCCAGCCUCCACCGCACCCCAGGACCCCUUAGCGACCCCCCGCCCCCACCCCCAGUCUGAACAGUUCCCUUCCUCAGCCUCCCCCAGCCCCACCUUGGGAUGUAAAUACACCGUGACUUUGAAAGUUUGCACCCAUGCCCUUUCCCCAUAUGCCACUAGUGUGUAGGCAGAUGUCUGAGUCUCUAGGUGGUUUCUAGGUUUUAUAGCAAUUAGCUUUGAUGAUCCCAUCCCAGGAAAAAUAAAAACAGACAAAAAAAAAAAAAAAAAAGGAAAGAUUGGUUCUCCCGGCUCUGCUACGCUCCCGCCCAGCAGCCCCCAUCUCCCCAUAUGCCUUUGCUCGGUCUGUGGAUGAGCCCUUUACAAAAAGCAAAAGUCUAUAUAUAUAUGUACAUAAAUAUCAGAAUUAUAAAAGGCAAAUAAAA
Lagenorhynchus albirostris (white-beaked dolphin) is the source of this 5047-nucleotide messenger RNA. RefSeq names its product L1 cell adhesion molecule (gene L1CAM). Lineage: Eukaryota; Metazoa; Chordata; Mammalia; Artiodactyla; Delphinidae. Gene Ontology annotation, biological process: cell-cell adhesion. Bases 141 to 3887 code for a protein of 1248 amino acids. The record is from RefSeq and is a predicted model, not a curated record. Gene Ontology annotation, molecular function: protein binding. The transcript is spliced from 27 exons.